GCUUUCAGAUACGCUAGCCGUUAUUUUUUUCCUUUCCUACCCGGUUUCUGGCAAGUCCCGCCUUCUUCUCUACGAUUGGUUGGUAGCGAGCGGUUUCUGAGCUUCGAUUGGCUCAUAGUUCGUAUUUACAAGCAGACAACCAAUGGGAUGUGUCGGAUCAGAAUGUGGGUGGGGAAUCAAGCUAACUAAGUAAUACAGCUUAUUUUUUUUGCUAAAUAAUAAUUAAAAGAAGCAUAUUGCUGGGGUUUUUGCGAAAAUGUUGACGUGAGAAGCCUGCAUCACUGAUGCCGGAUGCUGAUCACCUCUGGCUGUGCUCAGUCCGUGCGUGAGCACUAAGAUGAGUGGAGCAGGAGAGCAGGCCGACAUACUGUCGGUGGGGAACGUGGUCCGGGACCGCUGGAGGGUGAUUAAGAAGAUCGGUGGCGGAGGCUUUGGGGAGAUCUAUGAAGUCCUGGACCAGCUGAACCAGUGCAAUGUGGCUCUUAAAGUGGAAUCGGCUCAGCAACCCAAACAGGUCUUAAAGAUGGAGGUGGCUGUUCUAAAGAGGCUCCAGGGUAAGGACCAUGUCUGCCGCUUCGUCGGUUGUGGACGUAAUGACCGAUUCAACUAUGUGGUGAUGGAGCUUCAGGGAAGGAACUUGGCCGACCUUCGGCGCACCAUGAGCCACGGUACGUUCUCGGUGUCCACCACGCUCAGGCUUGGCCGACAGAUUCUGGAGGCUAUCGAGAGCAUCCACUCAGUCGGCUUCCUGCACAGAGACAUCAAACCGUCCAACUUUGCCAUGGGGCGACUGACGAGUACUUGCCGAACCUGCUACAUGCUCGACUUCGGUUUGGCACGUCAGUUUACAAACUCCUGUCAAGAAGUCCGUCCGCCUCGUCCAGUGGCAGGAUUUAGGGGAACUGUACGCUAUGCCUCAAUCAACGCUCACAAGAACAAGGAAAUGGGUCGGCAUGAUGACCUGUGGUCUCUCUUUUACAUGCUUGUGGAGUUUAUGGUGGGUCAGCUUCCCUGGAGAAAAGUCAAGGACAAAGAGCAAGUAGGGAACCUGAAGGAGACUUACGACCAUCGCCUCAUGCUGAAACACCUCCCUGCAGACUUUAGCAUUUUUCUCGAUCACAUCUCAGGCCUCGACUACUACACUAAACCUGACUAUCAGCUCCUGAUGUCCGUGUUUGAGAACAGUAUGAAGACGUAUAAUGUUAUGGAGAAUGAUCCGUAUGACUGGGAGAGGAGUGACUCGGAAGACUCCCUUACAGUCGCAGCUCUAGCAACCACGGGCCAGCAGCUGACUCGUCUCACACCAGCGUACUUGGGCAUGGCCAACGCCUCUGCGAUACCGGGUGACAUGCAGCGUGAGAACACAGAGGAUGUCCUUCAGGGCGAGCGGCUCAGUGAAGCAGACAAUUGCCCGCCGAUCCCACCUCAGCACGCUCAGGGAGCUGACGUAUGGGAGGAGAUGGAACGUAGCCGAGACCGCAACCGCAAUCACGUUCAACCACAGAUUAGAAAGGUGGCCAGCGAAGAUGAGAGGAGUAAAGAGGGCAAUCAGAGCCCCAACAGUGGCUCUGCGCAGGGCUCUCCGAGGCGGGUGCACUCCGAGACCUUACUCAUCGACCGCGUGGCUCCGCUGUUGAGGAGGAUGCGUCACAGCCACAGCAUGGGCCUGGACAAGAGACUGACUCCUGAACCCAAACCUACUAUUGAACGCUUCCUGGAAGCCUAUUUAGGAAAGCAGCGACCAGUCCUACCUCAGGAGAGGAUUGGGUGUCGUCCCGAACAGGGUUCUCUGGAGGAUGAAGAGGGGGCAGCCAGCAGCGGCUAUGUAGCAGUGAACCUCAGCCCAGUCCCACAGGAGGGCGACUCUCAGGAGUGGGUGCUAGUGGAGCUGGAAGGAGGCAGCGGAUCAGCGUGCUCUAAGCCCGAAGAGGAGGAGCGCUCCACCAGCCCCCUGGCUCUGCCUCGCACCUGGUCCGACCCCCUGCCCCAGCGGGCCAGCAGCCUCAGCAGCUCCGGGGAACUCCAUACUGCCCUCUGUCACACCGGCCCUCCGUUUACCCGCCUUACCGGAUUGCCAGGUCUAACGGGGCUUUCCGGCAUCACAGGGCUGAGGAGGCUGCCUACUAUACAGCCUGCAUCGAUUGUUCACAUUAACAGAAGUCAGCUAGAGCAGUUAUCCAGCACUUUACCACAAUCCAUCCAUCUUCAGCAAAAGGGCGAAAGUGAUCCAGUUCAGGACUCUCCAACACUCGCUGCGGAAGACAACCCCAAUCAUCCUCCAGUGAAAACACCACCCAAAUCCUCCUCCCAGCCUCCUGCCCCAGUGAACGACCAGCUGAGCUUUAUCAAACCAACCGAGAAAGAUGUGGAGAGUGACUCGGGUUGUCCCGACGUUGGUCCUUCUACGACUCCGAACCAGGGCGAGACGAUUGGGGACACGGUUGACGCAGGCCCCUCCUCCCCAGUCCCGGCUUCUCCUCGGGAAUUGUCCCCGCGGGCCAGCCGCAUUCCCGUGCGUGACCCAGACUCCCCCACCAGGAAGAGUUUUGCCCCACUAUCACCAUCCCUCUCUUUAUCCUGCGAGCACUUCCCGUCAGCACUGCUUCGGGAAAAGUUCUCCUUCCCCUCCGAUCGAGGUUCUCGCGCAUCUGACUUCCAGGGAGAUGAUCUGCUCUCGCUCUCCUCCUCCUCGAGCCCACUGUCCAGCAGGAGCAAGAUUCCGAGGCCCAUAAGUCCCACACUAGCUCCAGACCAGUUCUCUGCUCGCUUCAUGCCACGCCCGCCUCCAGGAAAACCACCCCUCCGCCCGGGGGGAGAAAACAGGCGCAGACGUUACCGUAUCCGUGCCAGCAGCACCAGCGAUACGGAUCUCCUUGACAACCUCACCCAGCUGAUGCAAGAGCGAGGAGGCGUGGCUGUAUCCCGCUACCAACGUACCACUUCCUCCAUCCAGCGCUCAUUAAGCUCCUCCCCUUCUCGCUUCGAGGGAUGUCACAGCCAAGCGCCGCUCAGUGUUUUAGGCUCCCCGCCGCCACGGAUGUACGAGGUACGAGCUAAACGCGGGGCCGGUUAUUGUGCUGGAGGCAGAGCAGGAAGCCCUGAGAGCAAAACCACUACCAAGGUGAACAAAUAAAAGACGAAAGGUGAAGAAGUGAUUGUUCUGAUGGACCACUGAUGACUUCAUGGAUUUUAAAGGAUUCAUUUGGUUACAAGCAGCUUUUAAAAUGGUAAUAAUGAGGGUGUUGGGGAAAAAAAAAGAAUGAAUAGACUUUGUCUAUUUUAGUAAAGUGAGAAGUAAAGAAGUGUGGCACGAAAUGAAAAUUAAAAUGAAAAAAAAAAAAAAAAGCCAACAGUGUUGGUUGAGAUUACUUGAAAGCAUUGUAUAUAAGCCAUUUUAUCAUUCGUCCGACAUUCCCAUACUGCUCUCCAUUUCUCCAUUUCUCCUGACACUCGAUAUUGCUUAUUAAUUUCUGUUUUUUCUUCCAUUUAAAGCGUCCGUGUCUCAUGUACCCUCCUGUGGAAACGUUUAAGCACGCCAAGGAUUUUUGUAUAAAUUCCUGAGACUCUGUCCGUGUGCUCCUCAUUGUCAUAAAGUCUUAUUGCUGUGUAUCACAAUCAGCCUGUGUGUACAAUCAGUUCACAGCUCACUUUUAAAAUGUUCCUCAGUGUCAUCUCACCGCCAUUUUUAAUUUUAUUAUUAAACGAGACGCAAUUUCAAGGAACAGGUCAGGCAAAAAUGACAUUUUCCCACAGUCCCCCAAAUGUAAUCAGUCAUCCGGGACAUGCUUGGCGUCUGAAGUUGGAGCAACAAGCCCAGUGUUGCUAACAAGUAAGAUGAGUCUAUAGCUACCAGUUUAGCAUUGUAUAAUAGCAUCUCUAUAGCUAAUUCACACUUGUCUUGGCUCAGUCAGGCCAGAAAAUAUGCAAAUCGCAUUAUAUUAUCAUCACAUGGUUAAUAUACUGUAUGACAUUAUAUUAUAUUAUAUUAUAUUAUAUUAUAUUAUCACAAUACAGGAUCAGUUCUAGCUUCAAGCUUUGGGUCACGCCCUCCUACCUGAGUGACACCAAACUAUCAAACUAUAUGCUAAGGAGAAAAAAAAGAGCUAUGUGACGGAGUUUUUAGCUCUGUGAUCUAAUGCAGUCUCAUAAACCAAAUCAGCUCUGUUUGAGACACUGAACAAUUCCCACACACUAGCUAGUUAGCUCUCUUCUAUCAUACAGCAGCCGAGAGGGUAGACGCUAACACGUGCUUCCUCUGAGACACGUGAAGCCAUAGCAUCUUUCCGAAAUUGCUGUUCAUGCUACGUGAAAGGACGAAAGCGCAUACACGCAUACACAAGCUUACAAGGCGCCUGCGAUUGCUUAGUAUCGCUGUGAUUGACAGGAGAGAGAGAGUAUGUCAUCCCUCCCACGCAGAGUGUACGACCAAUUCUGCUCUUUCGGGAUUCAAACUCACGAUCUUCUGACGAUCUUCCUGUUCCCGGCUAUUCUUAUAGCUUCACAACACACACUUUGAGCAAAUAACUACUAUUUUAUUUUACUUCACUAUACAAACAUUUGCGAUAUGACACAAUGCCCACGAGUACUGUUGCUUAGCUAGAUAAAAAAAUCACCUUCUUGUAAAUAACAAAAUGAGAUAACAAGACUAAUUACUGUAACUGGAACACUAUAUUUAACACGUAGCUAUGAAUAGCGAAGACGUGCAUCAGGCCUACGUUUUCACAGGAGUGUAUUAUAGACAGUACACUACAUGUAUUAUGUGCCAAUAUAUUUAUAUCAUUUUUAUGUAAUCGCUUGUUUACAUGUUAACCUGUGUCAGACAUGUAUUUGAAAUUGACACCUGACUUAUUUUUUUUUAUUUAAAUCCAAAAACAGUGGAAUAAACAUACUGUAUUUGUUUUUAAAAAAAAAAACAAUAUUUGCAUACACAUUUACAUGAAUUUGUUUUACAUGGAUUCUGCGUCUUAUAUUUUUUACAUUUUUAAUUAUUUUUUUAUUAGCUUUUUUUAAUUUGUCUUUUUGCUCUACCCAUCAUAUAUCAGUGAGUGCUGAUUUGCUCAUCCAUGCUGUAUAAAAAAAAAAAACACAUUGUAUGUAUAGUCACAUAUGUUACAAGCAAGCAUGUGUAUAUAUGUAUUUCAGGGAAUGUACGUACUGUAAACUACAUUAUCUAUCAUAGAAUGUAUUUAUUUAUUUAUUAGACGUGUUAAGAUGAAAAUGUAGCCCAGCUGUUUGUUACUGAGGGUCUUAUCUCUUCAGCGCUUUUCAGAACGAAAGCUCUUGUCCUUUAAAAAAAAAAAAAAACAGUCGAAUGCCAGAUUAGCACCGUGGAAAGAAUUUGUCAUUUGAACAAAGAGCUAUAGUGCUCUGACAAUAUUAUGAGCCGUCGCAAGUCGCAAAUCAGCGUGAUAUCAAUUUAAUCAUUCCAAAAAAAAAAAAUAUCUGCACAUUACUAAUGCUUCAGCGAUGUGUCUUGCGUUAUUCUUCGUACCGAAAUCUGUCUGGAAGGUAAACGAGCGCUGCAGAGAUGCAUGUCAGAUGAUUCAAUUAUUAACAACAUCAAAUCAGGAUUAUAAAAACUCAGCCGAACCUGUUAACGUUAGUGUCACGCGUUCAUCCCGCUGUAGCUGUGUGUACUGUGGAGUUAGGCUAAUGCUUUUGUUCUUGACCUCUGAAAGUACUUAUUUACUUUACACACAUCAGUAGAGCCCCGCUAUAGUAACACAGCCUACUACUUAAGCAAUGUACAGAAUCUGAAAUGUAUAUAGAUAUAAAUACAUUAAAGGGAAAAAAGCUUCUUGCUUCAUGUAAUGUAUUUUGCUAACAAACAUCAUUCAUUUACAAAGAAAAGUCACUACAUUGGAAUGUACAUGUAUUCAUAUAAACAUAAUAAAUACUGACGUGCAAGAUA
Molecule: messenger RNA, 5911 nt
Organism: Pangasianodon hypophthalmus (striped catfish)
Lineage: Eukaryota; Metazoa; Chordata; Actinopteri; Siluriformes; Pangasiidae
Gene: ttbk2b
Product: tau tubulin kinase 2b
Exons: 15
Coding region: 338-3133 (931 amino acids)
Biological process (GO): peptidyl-serine phosphorylation; cilium assembly; signal transduction
Cellular component (GO): ciliary transition zone; cytoplasm; ciliary basal body
Molecular function (GO): ATP binding; protein serine/threonine kinase activity
Source: RefSeq, a predicted model, not a curated record